AUGGCAUACCAAAAAGCAAUCGGAUUGCUUCAACAGUGCCGGCGGCCAUUCCCCGAUUCGUCGGCGACGCUAUCGUCGUCGCCAAGUGUCAAUGCUUCUACCUUGAAAGGGUCAGAACCUCUCCUUGGUAUGAGAGACUGGCUACUAACCCUUGGGCAUGAUUCCGAAAAUAUUAAUCGCUUGAAUGUCAUUCAUGUCGCCGGCACAAAAGGCAAAGGUAGCACAUGCGCCUAUGUGGACUGCUUCUUGCGUGAGCAUGCGAAAAGAAAUGGACUUACGCGGAAGAUCGGUCUGUACACAUCGCCUAGUCUGUGGCCUCGGAAUAGAAUCCGAAUUGAUUCGAAUCCAUUACCAGUGGAUCUCUUCGCCAGGCGUUUCUUUGAAGUAUACAGGGGCCUGUCUCUCAACUCUGACGCGUUGCCAACCGAUACCAAGACCCCUGGGUUUCUCCAGAUGUUGGCCAUCUUGGCGUUCCACACGUUCAUUGAAGAAGGCGUCGACGUUGUUAUCUGCGAGACCCACCAUGGUGGUCAGUUCGACGCAACAAAUUUCGUUGAUCGUCCUGCCAUCACUGCCAUAACGAAGAUUGGCAUGGACCACGUUGAAAACCUAGGAAGGACCUUGAAGCAUAUUGCAUGGCAUAAAAGUGGAAUCUUUAAAAAGGGGGUUCUUUCACUCUCAGUUUCGCAGGAUCAAGAGGUAGAAAGCGAGAUUGAGCGCCGGGCUUUAGAAAUGGGCUCAUCACUCCAAUUCAUCAGAGAUGUUAAGGGGACGUUGCUUGAAUUCGUUAAAGACGUUCACAUUGAAGACCUGCCACUUGAACAGCUAGAAAACUGCGCGCUGGCUAUACAAAUUGCUCAUAGGUUUCUCUACCUAUGUGAUCACUCGCUCGAUGGACAGGAUGUCCUAGCUGGUAUUGAGAAGUGCCGCUGGCCAGGACGCUUCGACAUUAUCGAUUACAGUGGCUGCACGUGGUAUUUAGACGGAGCACACAACGAGACAAGUAUGGCAGUAGUCGCAAAAUGGUAUAACCGGGUGGCCAGUACGAGCUCUGUCCGAGUUCUUAUCUUUGCUCAUUUUUCGCCGAAGCGAACGCGUGACUGGAAAGAUAUACUAAAAACGUUAGGGAACUCUCUACAAAUGCAAAUUCAGCAUGUUAUAUUCGUCGAAAAGAUUGAAUAUGACGAUCAUUUUGCCACUCCGAGUGGAUGGCCGGAAGAAUAUGCCCAGUUCUGGAGGGAGCAUUGGCCUACAAAGACCAUUUAUAUGGCACAUAAUGUCAGAAAUGGCAUUGAUCAUGCCAAGAUGAUUGGUAUAGGAGGACAGAUCUUGGUGACAGGAAGCCUAUACUUGGUAGAAGCCGCCCUGGGGAUAGUCAAGAAUGAGCCUUGCUAG
Penicillium roqueforti is the source of this 1395-nucleotide messenger RNA. Its product is annotated as bifunctional folylpolyglutamate synthase/dihydrofolate synthase. NCBI's taxonomy places the organism in Eukaryota, Fungi, Ascomycota, Eurotiomycetes, Eurotiales, Aspergillaceae. Gene Ontology annotation, biological process: tetrahydrofolylpolyglutamate biosynthetic process. Gene Ontology annotation, cellular component: cytosol; cytoplasm; mitochondrion. The transcript has 4 exons. The record is from RefSeq and is a predicted model, not a curated record. The coding region runs from base 1 to 1395 and encodes 464 amino acids. Gene Ontology annotation, molecular function: tetrahydrofolylpolyglutamate synthase activity; ATP binding.